This is a messenger RNA of Siniperca chuatsi (mandarin fish), 1497 nucleotides long. It is a transcript of the gene cd40, whose product is annotated as CD40 molecule, TNF receptor superfamily member 5. Bases 95 to 1090 code for a protein of 331 amino acids. Gene Ontology annotation, cellular component: external side of plasma membrane; CD40 receptor complex. The record is from RefSeq and is a predicted model, not a curated record. Gene Ontology annotation, biological process: positive regulation of blood vessel endothelial cell migration; positive regulation of isotype switching to IgG isotypes; B cell activation. NCBI's taxonomy places the organism in Eukaryota, Metazoa, Chordata, Actinopteri, Centrarchiformes, Sinipercidae. The transcript has 9 exons. Gene Ontology annotation, molecular function: antigen binding; CD154 receptor binding.
AAAUGCCCGUAACUCCUCCCGUCAGUUAAACGAGGGGAACUCAGAGCACGAAAAACAAACAGCUGCAGUGAGCGUGUGGGAGCGGAGAGCAACGAUGCUGCGAUUUACAACACAUUUCACUAAGAUGCAUCUUCUGCUGAUGGUGAUGUGGGCUUUUAUGGCGAUGACGGCUGCUCAGUCCCGUUGUGACCCUCUAACUCAAUAUGAUAAGAAUGGCCAGUGCUGCAAAAAGUGUGUUCCAGGCACCAGAAUGACGUCCCUUGGCACAUGUCUGGAACCUCAGUGCAUAGAAUGUGAGCAGAAUGAAUAUCAGGAUGAAUACACAAUUGAAGACAAAUGUCACCUUCAGCCAUACUGUGACAAACAUAAAAACUUUCAGGUUAACGUCCAUGAGAGCAAGACGCAGCGAAGCACCUGCAUGUGUCAAUCCGGAUUUCACUGCUCCAGUAAUGCUUGCCUAACCUGUGUGGCGCACACAACCUGUGCACCAGGACAUGGGGCUCAGUCCGAAGGCAAUCAUAUGCAUGACACAGUGUGUCAGAAAUGCCCUGAAGGCACAUUUUCCAACGAGACCUCAUGGGACGGUGUCUGUAAGAAAUGGACACAAUGUGAGAAUGGAUACCAUAUUCAACAAAGCGGAACAGACAUAUCUGACAACAUCUGUGUGGAAACCUCACGGAAGCAUGUGGUUGUGAUCAGCGUUGUGGUUCUUGUGAUCUUCGUUGUAUUUAUAUCUGCAGUCAUGUAUUGGAUGUGCAAAGUGUUUGGUAAACAAGGAGAUUCAAAAGGAAAAGUGAAGGGCUGUGUGGAAUCAUGCCUGGUAUUUAAAAAAGAGCCUCUGAAAGACAGCGGUGUUCUAAUAGCAGUCCCAACUAAUGAGACUGAGGAAGAGUCCAUGUUGACUGAGGUGCAGACCUCACAAGAAGAGGCUUCUGAAAGGACACCGGAGGAAAACGAGGACGAGCCAAGCCAGGCGAUGUCAACAGAACAUAGUUUCCGUACUGAAAACGGAAACUAUGUGACACAAGAGAAUGGGAAAACAGAAAUCCUCUCCCGACAGGAAUCACAAACGCAGACAUUUACAGACUGAAAACGGCUGUCACGAAGUCUCCUUAUGAAUGUAAUCUGUUUUGUAUUGUUGCCCCACAUUUCACUUGUACAUAAUUCUCCCCCUAAAGAUAAGUGUUAACAAUAAAUGUAAAUCUUACUGAAAUGAUGAAGUUGUGUAACAGUGGUAGAAGAUAGUGGAAUAGUCUACUACAGCACAUGACUUGACUGCAUUAGCUUUGAAGUCUGUAGCAUUUUUAAAGUUGUGGGCUAAUUUGUCGCUGUGUGUUUACAUUGUAAUUGUAUGUGGUCAACAACUUUUAUGUUACUUCAUUACAAAACUAUUCUGUAUAUAUUUGCAUGUGGUACAAGAGUGUGUUGUGAUAAUUGUGAAUUGAAACAGCAUGUAAUUUUUAUGUUUGCUUGAAAAUAUAUGCCACUUGAAUGGGA